Molecule: messenger RNA, 2416 nt
Organism: Notodromas monacha
Lineage: Eukaryota; Metazoa; Arthropoda; Ostracoda; Podocopida; Cyprididae
Source: the annotation of a GenBank genome assembly
AUGGAUGUGUGCCGGGCGCGUGUGAUGGGCGGUGAAGCUGCAGGCGGCGGGAGGCCGGCCGCCGUGGCCAGUCUGGGACGGAAGCUGGGUGCCCGAACUGCGUUUGCCAUCUUCCAGCAGCACGGAGACCACCACGACAACGACGACGACGAUGACGACAGCCACCAUCACCGGAGGAGGAAGAGUGCCGUGGAACUUUUGGCUGCGUCGAAGCACUGCUACGUGAAAUCGAAAGCCGUCCUGGACUCGAAGCAGGAGCUCAAGAACAGCCAACACCUGUACGUGAAAACAGACAUUCCACCGUCCUUUGGUCUUCUGCUCAAAUCAGCAUCCUUUCGGAAUCCCGCUCCUCCGCCGCCGACGUCGUCUUCCCUGUUGUCGACACCGAAUCCUUCCGUCGAUGUCGUAGCUUCCAAGGUGGUGGUGAAGCAGGAGGAGACGACGACUGCACGAUUCGUGCAUCACCCAAACUUCCGCUACAUUGCGCGGACGGAGAGCGCGGUGCCGAAGCAGUCGGCGCCGCCGUUGCCGCCCAAGAGCCCAGUGUGUUCCAAACAACCGCAGCAAAUGCUGCUGCCGGCGCCGCUUUUGUCGUCGUCGACGUCAUUGUCGUCACCGCCUCCGCUGCCGCCGAAAAAGGGGGCACCGACACCGCCUCCUCGUCCAUUGAAACCCCCGUUCAGCGUGGAAGGGAAGUUGCGGGAGUUGAUCAGUGAAUGCGACGAUAUUGGUAUUGAAAACAACACGGACGACGAUAAGCCGCCAACGCCGCCUCCGCGUCGCACGUGUGGCGGUAAUGUGACGAUGACCUCUGCCACGUUGACGACGGCGCGCAGUCCCGCGACGUCCGACUACAUCUCAGGCUCGCCGAGCUUCUGCCUCGACCAAAUGUCCAACUUUGACACGACCGGGGAUUUCGUCGCGCAAGAGGACGAAGAGGAGGCAGGAAAUGUGCGCCAGCAGCGGAAUCCGUCGAGUGCGACCACAGAGGAUACAAAUGUGAUGAGAAAGCGGUUCUCGUCAUCGUCCCAGUCUGAUUCCGACGGUGGCAUGCGAAGGCGUGUGGAACAAGACGCUGAGCUUUUGCCGCGACCGGCAACUAUUGUCCGUUCCAAGUCUGACAUAAGCCAUCGGUAUUCGCGAGGUUGUGGCGGCGGCGACGCUGACUUCCGAAUGGGCCCACCGCAAGAGCACCUGGGACGCCGCCACGUGACACCCGGGGAGGCGGAGCAGUUCUUCAACCAGCUCGGACUGCAUAGUCAGGGCGUGCCGAUCCACUUGACGUUGUCGGACCACAGUUCGCCCGUCUUCUUCGACUCCAUCUCGGACACGACAGGCAGUUGUUCUCGGGCCAGUCCGUCGGACCCCUGCGGUGGAGACGGUGGGGGCAUGUGUGGAGCUGUGCGAAGACCACCGCUGCCCGGCGGUGGGGGUGGUGCUGUCGUUGGCCCCAACGGACAGCAUGCCGACUGCAGCAUUGUCGAGAAGAAUGCCCGGAUCAUCAAGUGGCUAUUCCAGUGUCGACGCGCUCAGACUGCCGUUUGAAUACCUGAAUCCUCACCUCCCUUGUGAUUUAUCAUGCCUCUUUUUUUUUUUUUUUUGCAUUCUUCAGAGUUUCAUAAUGCAACACAGGACAGUACAGUAUAUACAUGUAGCUUCUCUUUGAAGUUGAAUCGAAUCAGUUUUGCGAUCUUGGCGUUCGCUUAAUUGUAAGAUUUUCGAGUUCAUAGUCCGUUUAGUGCGAUUUCUGAUGAGGAACUCGGCUCAUUUCCCCCGCCCUUGUUUUCUCACGUGGACAGGAAAAGAGAAAAAAAACCAAGAAACUCGGACUUCUGCUGAUGUUAGCAGACUGUGGCAGUUUUAGUGACAGCUGUGUUAUUGGAAAGGAUUGAAGUUUAUAAGCUGCAGUAUUUGAACUACAAAAAUAUUUGAAGGCUCUCUUGUUGCAAGCAAUCGUGGAUUUUAUGUUGUGAUAACAGGUCUUUUCGCCAAAGGAUGUAUUUCUAGCGUUUCUGGAUGACGAGAGGUCGUCUCAUAUCUGUGAAAUUUCCAAUUCGAGCCACUGCCAUGUUCCGUCGCUUUGUUCUUUUAUUCUUCCGGAUUUUCAGCGAAGAAAUGUUUUUUUUUUCAUUGGCGUCGUGGUUCUGGGUUGAAAAAGUUUAGCAAAUUCGGUCGUUGAUUGAUAUGCUGUGAUGGCAAAAAGGGUCCGUAUCUGCGUGCCCGCUUGAGUUGUGUUUCGUCUGACUAUUUUUGUUGGAAUUUUGUCGUCUCCUCGUCUCUGUGAUAUAUGCACUAGUUUGCUCUCUUCCUUCCGCGUCUCAGAAGUGUGCACUGUGGUUGCUGUGUUUGGCACUUCAAAGACAUUGUUUCUUCCUUUUUUGCGUUUUUUUUUUUUUGUGGAGGGCAAAUUGCGAUU